Molecule: messenger RNA, 2235 nt
Organism: Acytostelium subglobosum LB1
Lineage: Eukaryota; Evosea; Eumycetozoa; Acytosteliales; Acytosteliaceae
Exons: 8
Coding region: 1-2235 (744 amino acids)
Biological process (GO): phagocytosis, engulfment
Cellular component (GO): phagocytic vesicle; vesicle membrane; cytoplasm
Molecular function (GO): scavenger receptor activity
Source: RefSeq, a predicted model, not a curated record
AUGGCGAUCGGAGGUGGUAUCCUCGGAGUCAUCGGACUCAUUCUAUUCAUUAUAUCAUUGGCUGUUGUACCAGGUGUAGUCAAGCGUGUCGGUGAUAACGCUGUAAAGGAUGGUAUCGUAGUAUCUUCACCUUCGAGUUCAUACUAUGAGAAUUGGUCAGGUCAAUCAUCAAGGAAGAACUAUUACCUGCAGUACUACUAUGCUUACAACUUGACCAACGCUGCAGACGUACUCGCUGGAGGCAAACCAAUCUAUAAUCAAGUUGGACCAUUCAACUACCGUUACUACUGGGACUACUUGAACGUUUCGUUCCCAGACAAUGGCAACCAGGCCACCUAUUCACAGAGGAAGUUCUACGAGUUUGAUUCCGAGACUUCCAAGUUGCCAGAGGACACUCUUAUCACCAACAUCAACCCAGCAUUCAUUGGACUUAUGCAACAGACUAAAGACAGUACAAGCUUCCUCAUGGUUGGUACAUUCCCAACUAUUAACAUGUUCAUGCCAUACCUGAACUCUGUCUACUUCAAGACCUUGGCCCUGUCUUACAAUGUUAUCCCAAUCUUCAAUAAUCAGCUCAAAUCAUUGAUUGCUGAUGUUACCAUUGAUGCCUUCUACAGUUCAUGGGCCAAUGACACAACUUUGCCAACCACAUCGACCCAUUGGGCAGGAAUGAUCAUUGGUGCCAACCCACCCACAGGCAUCACAGUUGAAGCCGCCAAGUUGAUCUUUGACGCUACCUCUGGAUUGUCGAUCUUGAACUACACCGUUGGUCUGCCACUCUGGUACAAUGCAUCGUUUGGUGAAGCCACCGCCACUCAACAGCUCACUACUGGCCUGGGCAUCACCCCUGCCCAGAUGAACUCUGUCAUCGGUUGGUGGAUGAACGGAACCAACUCCUACUCGCUCAAUGCCACCACGCCCCUUCUCACGAGUUGCAAUGCUACCAGCAUGGCCGACCCCAUGCUCGGAUUCUGCCAGCUCUACAAUAGACUGGCAUUGAACGGUACCUCAAUCUCCCAGUUCAACAUUAUCAACAACAUCUUCAAUCCAACUCAAGGCGCACCAGAGAUCCUCGGUCUAUCAGAGCCUAUCCAGAAGCUAUAUGCCUAUUUCUUCUUACCAUACUUUGGACCAUACAACCUCAACAACAUCAAUGGUGGAGCUGCCCUGGCAGCACUCGCAAUGGAAGACCCUAGAGGAGUCAACAUCUGGGGAAUGGAUAAUACUACAGUUGCAGCAUUGGGAAAUUGGAUGUUUACACUUGGUAAUUCGAAAGGAUACUUUGCAGCUUAUGGACGCCAGAUAAUGACAAAUGGAGGUGGACUGAUCGCAACCAAGACUGUUGGCGAUUGGCUAUGGAACUGUAACGACCCAAUGCUGAACUACUUGCAAGCCGGAACACCAUGUGCUCUGCAGUCCAACUACACUAUCCCACCACCAACCACGAUCAACUCUGGCAAGAACGACAACCGUCUUGUCAACUCCUUGGUCAAGUGGCAGAACCUCACCGAGCUCCCAUUCUGGGCCUCGCCGGUGCCCGUCAAGGGCUACGUCGAGAGUGGUCAGUUCCCACCCCUCCAGGACAAGAUGGAGACUCUGGACAUCUUUGAGGAGAACAUCUUCCGCACCAUCCAGUUGAACUACUUUAACGACACCAACGUCGAUGGUAUCAAGACCAGGAGAUACUAUCUCCAGAACGACAGCUUCCCCGUCGACCCUACCUACUUCACCACCCAGGCCGGCUUUGCCAACCUCACCUCUGUCCAGGAUGGAGUGCCCGCAUUCAUCACCCUGUGGGACAUGUGGGAGGUUGACACCAGUAUCUCGUCCAAGGUGGACGGCCAGAACCCCACUUACGAGAACGCCGCCAUCCCACUGGAUCUCGAGCCAAUCACUGGCAAUGCGCUCUACUACAACCUGAAGCUCCAGCUCAACUUCUUGGUGGACAACACCAUCCCCGCCUGGGACGGCUCGUGGCAACUCUACAACAAGAUCUCGUCCAACAUUUACUAUCCAUCAUGGAAGAUUGGUCAGACUGCCAUGCCCAGCAGCGACAGCAUCAACCAGCUCAAGAGCCAGCUCAAGACUCUGCGCGCACUCAACAUUGUACCCGAGGUGGUACUUGCCCUUGUAGGAGGUCUGAUGUUCCUAGGUGGUGUCAUCAUGGGUAGCAUUGGAUACAUUCGCUACAGACGUGGUUACUCUGGUCUCAACGAGGCUGUACCCUUGCUCUAA